CUCAAUUUCCCAAUUUUGGCACAUUCAACUAAAAUAAUAAAGGGUUUAGGUAGAAAAAUGGCAACGGAUCUAGACAAAAUAUUCGAAUAAUAUAGUACCCAAAAAUGGCAUUGGAUCCAUUUCUUGAUUUCCCCAAUUUUGGCACAUGAUUUCUGGCAGAACUCGGUCAGCGGGUUUGUGGCAGUCAAAAAUUCAACAGUACUGCUUUAUUGCUUAAUUUUAUUUAUGGAGCAUCCAACGUUGGCGAAUUAAUGCAUGAAAAUCCUUAAUUAUACGUGAUUGAUAAAAUAAAUAAUUAUUAACGAAAGAACAAACAGAAAUAUGGUUCAGUGUAGCGUUGACCCGCAAUCCGAUGACUGAUCAGUGGGUAAAGUGGACUCAAUUAGCUAAGCUAGAAGUAGGGAUGACAACAAAACCCGAACCCACGUGUACUCAUCCGACCCAAUCCGGUCAACGGGGGUAAAAUUCGUGUUGACGGGUUUUGGGCCGGGUUUGGGUUUAAACAUGUUCCAUAUUCACUGGGUUGGGUUUGGAUUUAGGUAAACCCGACCUAUGGGCACCCGCCCACACCCAUAUAAUUAAUAUUCUAGGCAUUUGAAUAUUCUAAACAACUAAUCUUAUUUAUGUUGUGGAGACAUAUCUAAUUUUUUCUUUCUAAUUGUGUAGAAUGAAGUUGAUGUUAUCGAGUGGAGAGUGAAGAAACUUAAAUGAAAGGAAGAAGCUUUCAAUUAAUCAUGUUAUUUAUGAAUAAUUUGUUAUUUGCUUCUGUUGGGCAUGUGACUCGGAUCGCACCCAACGGCAGAAGCACUAAGGAGUCGCGCCAAGGUUAAGCGCGCGAGUCAAGCGUGCGAGUCACGCCGGAAUCAAGCGUCCUGGCCAAAGCCACCUCUGAAGAGGCGCGCGCAAAACACUGAACGACAAUGCUUGGGACAGGCGUGGGCCCUGGUCGAGGAGUUGUAGAAGCGGCGCCGCGUCACCCGUCGGGCAGUCACUAUCACAGUCCUAGGUAUAGUCCUGCUAUGUCAGUAGUCACAUCAGGGUCCUAAAAGCAUGGCCUAGGUCCCUGUCAUGUCAGUGGUCACAUCAUUGUGCCCACUUGUAACCCAACCACUCACCCACCAGCAUGUAGCCUAUAAAUAUGGCAUUUACUCCGGUGGGUGAGGGGAUCGAUUUUUCGGACUCUAUCUCUAAAAUCAUUAACUUCUCUCUCUAAAAGAUUUCUCUCUCAAUCCUUCCUGUAAUCUCCUCAGUUCUUCUAUCGACGAUUAAUCCCUCAUUGCUUACUCUCCUUGACCCAUUUCCCCGAGUCUCCCUCCUACACCCAGUUAGGCUCAAACAAGUGGCGCCCACCGUGGGGCCAAGCAGAGAAGCAAAGAAAAUCAAUCUAUGGCAGAACAUAACUCCAACUCGCCUGACGACUCAACCCCGAUCAAGGCGAUGACCAACCCAAGGGAAUUCGCAGAAGCCAGCAAUCUCAACGCGGUGCUCUUGGAAGAGGAAGAGCCCGAGCUCACAGCCAGAGAAAUGAGACAGCUGGUGGCAAAGCAGAACGACGUCAUAGCUAACAUGCAAAAACAAAUGAGCCAGGUCAUGGCGCUCAUGAUGAGCAGAGAAGCCGCGGCAACAGCUGGCGUGACACCAUCCAUAUCUAAAAUCAUUAACUUCUCUCUCUAAAAGAUUUCUCUCUCAAUCCUUCCUGUAAUCUCCUCAGUUCUUCUAUCGACGAUUAAUCCCUCAUUGCUUACUCUCCUUGACCCAUUUCCCCGAGUCUCCCUCCUACACCCAGUUAGGCUCAAACAGCUUCCAUUUUCUUGAGUUUUCUAGAUUAGUGUUGAGUAAUCUGUAUAGUUAAUUUGUGAUUUGAUUGAAUUUUCUAGAAUGAUGUUUUAAAUAUGGAUAAAUUAUAUUGAGAGAUUGAUAUUUGACUUUAAUUUUGAUAUGAACUUGUUAUUGUAAAUUUUUUACGACAAAAAUCCGUGGGUACCCAUGAACCCGCGGAUACCCAGCGGGUUGGGUUUGAGUUUUUCAAACUCAGUGGGUUUUACCCCGGGAUUUUUCACGGAUAAACCCAUGGGUUAGGUCUUCAUCUUAGUAUAGGUAAUACGCCUAGCAGCUUCCUCAUUAAGCCCAUAAACCAUAGUAAUCUGA
Messenger RNA from Linum trigynum, 2148 nucleotides. Lineage: Eukaryota; Viridiplantae; Streptophyta; Magnoliopsida; Malpighiales; Linaceae. The record is from the annotation of a GenBank genome assembly.